Molecule: messenger RNA, 1380 nt
Organism: Mesoplodon densirostris (Blainville's beaked whale)
Lineage: Eukaryota; Metazoa; Chordata; Mammalia; Artiodactyla; Ziphiidae
Gene: SPMIP7
Product: sperm microtubule inner protein 7
Exons: 10
Coding region: 1-1380 (459 amino acids)
Source: RefSeq, a predicted model, not a curated record
AUGAGUUUAAGAACUUCAUUGCUCUUACUCUGCCAUCAUGGUAGCAAAAAGAGAAAGGCCGUAGAUAUGGGUUCACAGCACACACCUGGAAAGAUAAGUACCUCUGAAGGAUCCUUCCUUUCAAGAACAAAGGCUGUUGAGAAUAUAGAUUACCCACACUAUCAUGCGCUCUCACGAAAACUGAACAUGCCUUUUGUGAAAGGAGUUGAGGACAGACGUGACUGUGGCAGAAUUGAAAAGAAAUGCAACCCGACUUUUCUUAAUUUUCACCCUUAUCCCCCUUCAGUCCUACCAGACUAUCAUUUACACUAUCCUUAUCCCCCACCGUAUGGGCCAGAUUAUCCAUUAUUUCCACUUCGGGAUGAUGUACCCUUAGGUGACACCUGUUCAGGGUUUGUGAGUCCUGGUGGUGAUGCUGACUUAAAGCCUGGCAUUGGCAGAACCAUACCAAGCUUGGUAGAUUUCAGUGAUGUGAAACCUCAACAUCGAGUUCCCAGGCCAGACACAGGACUUCAGACAACAUUAAAAAGGAAAAAAGUGUUACUAGAACUAAAACAGGACAGGAGAUGGAAUUCCAGGGCAGUACCAGACAUUUCCAUCCGAGCAAGACUUGGAGGUUGGACAAGCCCACUGAGAGUUACUGCCUUACAACCUCAUCGUGAAGAAUACUCAGUAAAUCACCAAUAUACAUUUGAUGAGGAAGCAACAUGUACCGAUGAUGGAGAACCACUUUUACAAUCAAACAAGAAAUAUAAUGCAAAAGACUCAUUUUACAAGUCCUCUACACAAAAGGCUUAUGAAAUAGUUCCUUGGGACGAGAUGCUACCACCAAAACUUGAUCCAGAAGAAACAACAGUGGAAAAAGCUGCUGACCCUAUCUCACAGUGUUUUACACUGAAAAGAUAUGAAGGAUUGCCAGCAAUAACUCAGAUGGUUGGUGGACUAUGGGACAGAUUUCAGACAAGAUCUUUCUUGGCACCAGUCAAACCAGUCAACUUUGUGAGUCCAAGUUCCAGAAGCAAAUACAUUCCUCUCUCUACUGGUUGCGUGCAUUCUACAAAUGCUGAUGACAUGGACAACCCCCGUGGAGACAUCACAUCUCUCGCCAAGCCUCGCAGCUCUGAAAUUCUUUAUACGAGCUCAAGUUGCUCUGCAAAUAUUCCAGGAUACACUGGUAAGGUUCAUUUCACAGCCACCCACCCAGCAAAUUCUGAUCAUCCAUCAACGACCCCCUCGCCAGAUUCAGGAGUGCACCACAUCUUACGGAGAGAAACGGCAGUUGACCUCUUCCGUCACCAGGGGCCACUGUCUAGAAUGGUCACAACUGUGAAACCCUCCAACCCCUUCAAUAAGAAGGAAAAGGAAACUGUAGGCUACUGA